AUGGGCGAAAGGUUUUUCGUGAAUGAAGCCUAUUGGAGGCGUCCUCAUGGCCCAGUGUUCCUGUACAUCGGCGGGAGGGCCAUCUCUGAGUUCAGUGUGCUGGCAGGCCACCAUGUGGACAUGGCUGAGGAGCACGGGGCCCUGCUUGUGGCCCUGGAGCAUCGUUUCUAUGGCAAGAGCAUCAACGAAGAUGGCCUGGAGACUGAGAACCUGGGAGACCUGUCCAGCCAGCAGGCUCUCACCGACAUCGCAGAAUUCCAUCAAUACAUCAGCGAUCGCUUUGACCUCUCCAACAAGAAUACCUGGAUCAGCUUCGGAGGUUCCUAUGCUGGGGCCUUGUCUGCCUGGCUCAGGGGAAAGUUCCCCCACCUGGUCUACGGUGCUGUGGCCUCCUCCGCUCCUGUCAAAGCCAAACUGGACUUCUCCAACUUCAACAAAGUGGUGGGUCUGAGCCUUGCGGACAAGGAUGUUGGAGGUUCAGAUAAGUAUCUGACUGUGAGUCUCCACUUGUGUGGGGACAUCUGGGAGGCCUUUGCUGCCGUGGAGGCCGCCCUGUUUGCUGGGAACGCCACUGAGGUGGGGAAGGACUUUGGGUGCUGUGAGACCCCUGAGGAUCUGGAGGACCAGAUCGAGCUGAUGCAGAGCCUGGCCGACAUCGUCAUAGGAACCGUGGCGUACAACGAGGAGGGGGGCAUUCUAACUAUUGAGGAGCUCUGUGACAUCAUGACCAAUGAGACAGAGACCUUCGAUUCGGAGACUGAGGCCUACGACCGGCUGAUCAAACUGGUGCAGACAGACCGUGCCACAGGCGACAAGCCCUGUCUGGAUGCGUCCCACAAGCAGACCAUCAAGGACCUGAGUGACACCAAUCUGGACUCUGCCUAUAAUGGAGAGAGACAGUGGUACUACCAGACCUGCACCGAGUUCGGCUUCUACCAGACGUGUGAGGACGCCAGCUGUCCCUUCUCCCGCAUGCUGACCCUGCAGGCUCAGACUGACCUGUGUCCUGAGGUGUUCAACAUCCCCCAGCACAGUCUGCCCGGACACAUCGCCUUCACCAAUAAGUACUAUGGAGGUGGCCACCCCGACACUGACAGGGUGCUCUAUGUCAACGGUGACAUUGACCCCUGGCACGAGCUCAGCGUCCUGGAAGAGGACUUGGACAAGGAGGACAAAGACAUGGCCAUCCUCAUCGAGGGCUCCGCCCACUGUGCCGACAUGAACCCCGACAGCGCCACAGACCACCCCGCCCUGAAGCAGGCCCGCAAGGCCAUUGAGAGGAAAGUUGCCAAGUGGCUGAAGGAAGCUGCCUGGAAGCUUAUGGGAUGAUGGACCCAACGACUGGUCACCUGAUCAUCUGACCUUCCUGACCAUCACACAGCCAACCAAACUGAGCUGACCUGGUUGUACUGCCGUGACCCCUCCUCCUCUUCCUGUAGCUCUCUGCUCAUAUAACACAGCUCUGCACCAUUACUAUAACCACAGCUAUGGCCCCUACAGCUUGUUGGGCAGUGAAUCACAUGGUGCUGUGGACUGAGCCCAUCUCUUCAUGUUUAUUCCCAUGAUGAUCACAUGACCAUUGGGUCAGGUCCUCUAAGGUGGUGUUCUUCUGGUGGUUUUUCUAGGGUUUUUCUAACGUUUUUCUAGGGUUUUUCUAACGUUUUUCUAGGGUUUUUCUUACGUUUUUAUAGCGUGCUUGAAUUUAAUCCAGUAUAUAAGUUUCAGAUUUAAUAGACAGUUUUAGUAAUUUAGGGAAACACUUAUAAUGCUGUACACAGUAUUUAGGUUUCCUAACUACGUACUAGUAUAGCUAACUAGAGAGUCUCAGCAUAAGACGACUUUAACAUGAUCUAGUGUUCUAAGGUUUACAGCCUGUGCACACAUGCAUUUUCCUUUAUCUGGAUUCAGUGAAGUUAUCUCAGUCAAUGCAUUAUCUGAAUGUAUGCUGGAUUGCUUUGUAGCUUGUGUGGAUCUUUUUAGGAGGAGUUAAUUUUGUUUAAUCCUGCGAGCUUGAAAAUGAUCAUCAAUAAAAGUUUGCUGAUAA
This is a messenger RNA of Coregonus clupeaformis (lake whitefish), 2044 nucleotides long. Its product is annotated as thymus-specific serine protease-like. NCBI's taxonomy places the organism in Eukaryota, Metazoa, Chordata, Actinopteri, Salmoniformes, Salmonidae. Gene Ontology annotation, cellular component: lysosome; endosome. Gene Ontology annotation, biological process: proteolysis. Gene Ontology annotation, molecular function: dipeptidyl-peptidase activity; serine-type exopeptidase activity. The record is from RefSeq and is a predicted model, not a curated record.